Messenger RNA from Colossoma macropomum (tambaqui), 2130 nucleotides. RefSeq names its product WASP family member 3b (gene wasf3b). The record is from RefSeq and is a predicted model, not a curated record. Bases 130 to 1575 code for a protein of 481 amino acids. Gene Ontology annotation, cellular component: cytoskeleton. Gene Ontology annotation, molecular function: actin binding; protein kinase A regulatory subunit binding; Arp2/3 complex binding. Gene Ontology annotation, biological process: actin cytoskeleton organization; positive regulation of Arp2/3 complex-mediated actin nucleation. Lineage: Eukaryota; Metazoa; Chordata; Actinopteri; Characiformes; Serrasalmidae. The transcript has 9 exons.
GUUUGGAGUGGUCAGAUGGAGGGGGACACACAGGAUGGCAGCCCGGACUGGAGUAGCCUAGCCGCGGACAUGUGGUCGAAGUGAAUUUUGAGGAAAAAUCCGAAUUUGGUGUGUGUUUGAGGGCGAAACAUGCCGCUAGUGAAGAGAAACAUCGAGCCCCGGCAUCUUUGCCGCGGAGCGCUGCCCGAGGGCAUCGGCAGCGAGCUGGAGUGCGUGAUGAACAACACACUCUCGGCCAUCAUUCGCCAGCUCAGCAGCCUCAGUAAGCAUGCUGAGGAUAUAUUUGGGGAGCUUUUUAACGAGGCGAACAUGUUUUAUCUGCGUGCGAACUCCCUGCAGGAUCGGAUUGACCGCCUGGCCGUCAAGGUCACUCAGCUGGACUCCACGGUGGAGGAGGUUUCUCUUCAGGACAUUAACAUGAGGAAGGCCUUUAAAAGCUCUACUAUUCAGGACCAGCAGGUGGUGUCCAAGAGCAGCGUUCCAAACCCUGUGAAAGAGAUGUACAACGUCAGCGACAAACCUCCUCCCCUCAACAUCCUCUCACCGUACAGGGAUGAUAACAAAGAAGGGCUGAAGUUCUACACAGAUCCCUCCUACUUCUUUGACUUAUGGAAGGAGAAGAUGCUGCAGGACACGGAGGAUAAGAGGAAAGAAAAAAGACGACAGAAGGAGCAAAGGCGUUGUGUGGACGGCACGCUGCAGAGAGAGGUGAAGAAAGUGCGGAAGGCGCGGAACCGCAGGCAGGAGUGGAACAUGAUGGCCUUCGAUAAGGAGCUAAGGCCGGACCACCGGCAUACGCACUCACUGCACAGAGGAGCCUCUUCUGAAAGCUCCAUGUCACCAGAGAACAGGUCCCAUGGUCAAGAGCACAUGGACCAUGGCUAUCUAACCAUGCCCAACCAUGCUGGCCACGCCCACACAUACUCUGGCCCUCCACCCGGUAUGGCAGCCCUCUCAGCUCACGCCCAGAUGGGCAUGGAGCAGGACUACAGGGCGGGAUCUAUGGCCUACCGCUCAGGCACAUUGGGCCGCCCGCACCAGGCUCCGCCUCCUCCUCCACACACAGAGACCAUGAAUGGCUCCAUGCCUCUCCCUCAUGUGGACUACAGUCUGGAUUACAUGAAUUCAGCACCGCCGCCUCCGCCGCCAGCUCCUCUUAUCCCAUCAGCCCAAACGGCCUUUGCCAUGCCUCCCAUGGGCCCUGUUCCACUUCCAGGCCAUCCCGGACCAAUGGGUGCAGGCACAAGCUACAUCCCACCUGCUCCUUCUGGACCAAUGGCUGCUCCUCCUCCACCAGGACCCCCGCCUCCUCCCCCCAGCACCACCCAGUCAAUCACACCCAAACGGCCAUCUGUGCCCAAUGAGGCCCAGCCCACUACUGAUGCUCGUAGUGACCUGUUGGCUGCUAUACGUAUGGGUAUCCAGCUCAAGAAGGUGCAGGAGCAGCAGGAGCAGCAGGCGAAGCGGGAGCCGGUGGGCAACGACGUGGCCACCAUUCUGUCCCGUCGCAUAGCCGUUGAGUACAGCGACUCUGAAGAUGACUCAGAGUUAGAGGACAAUGAUUGGUCUGACUAGAAAACACUCAAAAAGAACAUUUCACAUACAGGCACACGCACAGCCUCUCUUCCGUGUACAUUAACAGUGCAGUAUCUACAGCACCUAGAUAUAAUAAGUGCUUACAUAUGUGAAUAAACGCACAUUAGGAUGCCUGACCAACAGUUCAGUUAGAUGUUAGAUAAAUAGCAACUUUCCCUUGAUGUAAAGCAGCUGACCUUUCCCAUUCUUUUCUAAUGAUUUUUAACAAAAUUGCUCUGAAUAGGCAAUAUGGGUGUAGUGAAUAGUUAAUCAGAGAAAUGAUUACGAUUUGGUCAGAAGAUCCACUCUGUGGCCAGUUUUAUGAGGCUGGUGGCCUGCAAGAGAAUGUAGCUAUGCAUGGAGAAGUAUAGGCCAUUUGCUAUAUAGAGCACAUGGGAGCAUGCUAAGGUGACUGAUCACGCAGUCUUGAUUGGUCACGCUCACUCAGCUGUGCUCGAUCCAUUACGUCUGGAGAAGAGAUAACAGAAAUGAAGGAAUGGACUGGGGGUUGGCAUGGUGAUGAACGUGUGAACUCUGGUCUCAUGAGAAUAAACA